Leptosomus discolor (cuckoo roller) is the source of this 981-nucleotide messenger RNA. The record is from RefSeq and is a predicted model, not a curated record. Lineage: Eukaryota; Metazoa; Chordata; Aves; Leptosomiformes; Leptosomidae.
AUGAAAAGGAGUCUGGCUGACACUUCGACCCGCGGCACACCAGGUUUUCUGCCUGUACCUCUGUUCAAUCAGAAAAAAAGAAACAGACAGCCCCUCACUUCAAAUCCCCUUAAAAGUGAGCCAGGUACCAGUUCUGGGACUCAUACUUACGACUUUUCUCCCACACCAUUUGGCUGGGGAACUGUAAACCCAGAAGUGGCUGAGCUACAGAAAGCAGCAAACAGUGGUACUAAAGUUUGGAACAGAAAUGAGUAUGCUCCUUCAAGUGACACAACAGAUUCAAGAUCUAAUAGUGGAAUUCUUCGGAAGUUUGACAGCCUUUCAACUAGUUUGAAAACUGUUCAGCAGCAAAAAACCCCAGAUAACUGGAAUUCAUCUCAGCUUAUCAAAACAACAGAAACCAGCCAAACGUAUACAUCUAAAGGACAAUGGCCAGUGAGACCUAACACUGUUUCAAGAAGUCUGCAGGAUCACAGUCUGGCGUAUAAGUUUAACCACAAUAUUCAGCAAAAUAAAAUGAAUGAAAAACAAUUGGAUUGUGCUCCAAAAGACAAAAGUCAGGAAGUUUCAUCAUCUCAAUUAAAAAUUAAAGAAAAAAAGAACUCUCUGCGAAUUCUAUCUGCAGUCAUUGAAAGUAUGAGGCACUGGAGUCAAUAUGCUUAUAAAACUGCACUAUUAUUUGAAGUUUUAGGCAUACUUGAUUCUGCAGUCACACCUGGAGCAUAUGGGGCAAAGAAUUUUCUUCUGAGAGAUGGAAAGGAGAGUCUGCCUUGUGUAUUUUACGAAACUGACCGGGAGCUUCCAAGACUCAUUAGAGGUCGAGUGCACAGGUGCAUGGGAAACUAUGACGCAAAAAGGAACAUUUUCAAGUGCGUCUCUGUGAGACCAGCAACUACUCAAGAACAAAACACUUUCCAAGAAUUUGUUAAAAUUGCAGAUGUUGAGAUGACAGCAUAUGUAAAAACAAUGAAUGAACUUUAA